Etheostoma spectabile (orangethroat darter) is the source of this 691-nucleotide messenger RNA. Lineage: Eukaryota; Metazoa; Chordata; Actinopteri; Perciformes; Percidae. The record is from the annotation of a RefSeq genome assembly.
AUGGCCCAUCCCUCACAACUAGGAUUUCAAGAUGCAGCUUCACCUGUUAUAGAAGAACUUCUUCAUUUUCACGACCACGCCCUGAUAAUCGUAUUCCUUAUCAGCACUCUAGUACUUUACAUUAUUGUGGCGAUAGUUUCCACCAAACUAACUAACAAGUACAUUCUAGAUUCUCAGGAAAUUGAGAUUAUUUGAACAGUAUUGCCUGCAAUUAUUCUUAUUUUAAUUGCCCUCCCCUCUCUUCGCAUUCUUUAUCUCAUAGACGAAAUUAAUGACCCCCACCUAACAAUUAAAGCCCUGGGCCAUCAAUGAUACUGAAGUUACGAGUACACAGACUAUGAAGACCUAGGAUUUGAUUCAUAUAUAAUCCCAACCCAAGAUCUCACCCCCGGCCAAUUUCGUCUUCUAGAGGCUGACCACCGUAUAGUAAUCCCGGUAGAAUCCCCGAUUCGUGUUUUAGUCUCCGCCGAAGACGUCCUUCACUCAUGAGCAGUGCCCGCCCUAGGGGUAAAAAUAGACGCAGUCCCAGGCCGCCUAAACCAAACAGCCUUUAUUGCAUCCCGGCCGGGAGUUUUCUACGGACAGUGCUCCGAAAUUUGCGGUGCCAACCAUAGCUUUAUGCCUAUCGUAGUGGAGGCAGUUCCUCUAGAACACUUUGAAAACUGGUCCUCUCUAAUACUUGAAGACGCCU